AUGUACUACCAAGCUCAUCAUCAGUAUCGUCAUCAUUAUCGCCACUAUUUUUACGAUUAUUAUUAUAAAUCGUUGAAAAGAAUAUGGUCAAGACUUUACCAUCACCCCACAUCAAUACGUCGGGCCCCCACAAUAAGAACGAAUCGAAGUUCCGGAGGAUUACUUUUAAAUAAUGGUAAGAUUUUUAAUCCAAAUUCAUCAGCAUCAUCAGGAUCACCUUAUUUUUUCUCGUUGACUGGAAAGACAUUAUGGAAAUAUUUCAAGACUCCAGGAAAUCUAUUAUUUGUAACAACUAAUAUUGUUGCCUUUAUGGGGGUUGUCACUUAUAAUACAAUUAUUAUGGCUGAACAGGAAAGAGCUAUCCAAGAACAAAAUUUAAUUGAAAGUUUCAAUUAUCGGAUUAAUAACAAUAAUAAUACCACGGGUGAUAUUAUGAAACCAAGAGAUGACGGAAUAAUUGAAGUUUCCCCUGAAGAUGAAAUUGAUAAGAUUUUAUCCAAGAAGAAUAAGUCAACAACAUUGAGUACGAACGAGAAAGAAGCAUUAUCAAAAACAAAAUCAAUUGAAAAAGAAGAAGAAGAAGAUACUCCAUUGACAACUUAUAGUGCUGCUUCAGUUAAGUUAGAUAAAAAAGUUCCUUGUAAGGAUUAUAAUUCCGCUGCCAUUGAAAUGUCUUUGUUCCAUAUGUUUUAUGCAUACGAACUCUAUAAAAAUGUCUUGCUUAAAAAGGGCUCUUCAUCAUCUUCUUCUGCUCCUUCGACGGAAGGUAGAUCUGGAAAACCAACCUCAUGGGAGAAAGAAAUCAAAUUACUAAAAAAGAUGUUUUAUAAUGUUGAGAGUACUGAAACUAGCGAGAAUACAGAAAGGAAAGCGAAAAGGUUAUCUCCAAUUAUCGGAUUGUUUUAUCCAUUAUGGCGAAAAGAGUUCCAAGAUAUUGUCACUGAUUUUGAUAAAUUACAAUAUUUUGCUUUACCAAAUUGGGAAAACUAUUCUAAAGAUCUAAGAAGAAUUUGUUACCUUUUACACGAUUCCAAAGAAUCCAUUACAAAACUUGAUACUUUCCAUGAUUUUUAUAAUCAAGUUUAUUCCUUUGAUAUUAAGAAAUUAUUAAGUUUCUGGAUUUAUGAUAAUUACAAAUUAUUAAAAUCGAGAAAUGUUACAUCUAAUUAUAAUGAAUCCUUUUAUCAAACCUUACUGAAAGAUAAUAACUCAGAUCCAUAUACUUUUAUCAAAUAUUCUUCAAUUAUAUUAAACCCAGAAAAUCCACGUAAAGAUUUAUUUUUCCCAAAAAGGUCCAUUGCCUUAACAGAUGGUCAUCGUCAUAAUAAUAACAAUAAAACCGUUUCUGUCCCUACGAUAUCAUUAGAAACAUUCAAAACUGUAUUAAAAGGAUUUAUAUCGUUAUCAAAGAAAGAAGAUAAAAAAUAUUCACAACCAGUGACCGCUUUAUUGAAGAUUUUGAAGACAAAUUGUAUACUUGAUAAUUCAAAAUCUGGGACAAAAGUUAGAAUCUUACUACCGACAAACGAACAACAAGGGAUGGAACAACGAGCGACAAUGAUGCUAGAUCGUUCAGAAGAAAAUGAAAAAUGUUAUCGUAUCUUAAGUAAAGAUGAAGAACUUGUACGAGCGCUGGAUGAUCUUUCCAAAUGGAUUCCAUGA
Naumovozyma dairenensis CBS 421 is the source of this 1662-nucleotide messenger RNA. RefSeq names its product Pet494p (gene PET494). Bases 1 to 1662 code for a protein of 553 amino acids. The transcript has a single exon. NCBI's taxonomy places the organism in Eukaryota, Fungi, Ascomycota, Saccharomycetes, Saccharomycetales, Saccharomycetaceae. The record is from RefSeq and is a predicted model, not a curated record.